This is a messenger RNA of Zingiber officinale, 957 nucleotides long. RefSeq lists its product as uncharacterized. NCBI's taxonomy places the organism in Eukaryota, Viridiplantae, Streptophyta, Magnoliopsida, Zingiberales, Zingiberaceae. The transcript has a single exon. The record is from RefSeq and is a predicted model, not a curated record. The coding region runs from base 1 to 957 and encodes 318 amino acids.
AUGGAUGCCGAUUUCAAAUGCACAACCCCCAAGCGUGGCCAAUGGCAGACCUUCAAUGACGAUGAGGAAGAAGAAGGGAAACCCCUGUUGCUCUCCGCUCUCCCCACAUCCUCCUCCUCCGACGACGACUUCGAGUUCCAGGUCUUGACCGGAGGGGGGCUGCACCCGGCUGCGGCCGGUGACAUGUGCUGCGCCGAUCAAGUGUUCCGUAAUGGACGGAUCCUGCCACUUCAUCCCGUGGCGAGAGGUCUUCUCUCUAGCCGGUCUGAGGACUGCGUCGGCCGUUGCUCGACGACGACGACCGUUUCGACCGGACGCCCUGACACGAGCUGGAGUAACAGCGGCGGGAGCAGCAGCAGCAGCAGCAAACGGAGCAGCAACUGCGUCAGCCGGAGCCACUCGUCCGCCAGCAGCAGCGCGUACUCCAACAACUUCUACGCGCACCCGAGCCCGAAGCCGCAGCUGCAGCACGCGAGGAGGGCGACCGCCGCCAGGCGGAGGAGCGCCAGCUCGGCGCCUCGCGGGUGGGGAUUCCUCCGGCCAGGCCUCAUCAGGGCGCCGCCACCGCAAGCAGAAUUACGCGAAUUGUGGCCGCGGCGGUCGCUCAGCGGCCACUUCGUCGGCCUGAAGGGCCAUGCGGCAGACGCGGCGAAGCUGGUUAGUUCAUCGAGUGGCAGCAGCAGCACUUCGUCGUCUAGGAGAUUUGACGUCGAGAAGAAGGUGACGCGGCUCGUCGGACUCGGGUUCAACUGCAAGACCUCGCUUGACGCGGUGGAGCCGAGCCCAUUAUCAUCUAAAGGGAAGGGCGAGAAGCAGAAGAAGAAGACGACGGCGACGGAGGAAGAGAAGAAAUUGAGAAGAUCCGAAAGUGUGUCGAGGAGUAGGAUUUUCGAGUGGUUGGAGGAACUUCGCAUUGCCAAGUUCGCGGCCACACGAGACGGCGACGGCGGGCAUUGA